ACCACAGCAGCCGCAGCCGCACUAGCCAAGGCCCAAGGCAGCCACCAGGUUCUUCCUCUUUCUUCUUUUCUUCACCGAUUCCUACCUUUCUUCCCCGAUUCUUCUUCUUCUUUCGCCGAUUCUUGUUCUUCACCUCUUCUUCUUCUGCUGCCUGCUCCGGUCUUGCGCGACGGACUGCCAGAUUAAAAAAACAAAAGAAAAACAAUUAGGGCCGAACCGUCGGUUUAAUUCACGGUUUGGAGAAACUAUAAACCGAAACAACCGUAGUUCGGAACUACGGUUUCGGUUCGGUUUGCAUCCGGUUUCGGUUCGAACUGUAACCGCAUAAACCGGCGAACCGGCUGUUCGAAUCGACGGUUCGGAACCGAAUGGGCAAGUCUAAUUCCCGCCCGUCGAGGUGCAAAUGCAUUUGAAAAACUAAGCUCUCGACUGCGGUGAAGAAGAAGCUUAAGAUGGCGAGGGAGGGUUUCGUUGACCCACUCGGCGGGAUUUAUGGCCCAAUGCUGUUUCCCCGCACCAUUAGGCCACCAGCGGAUGUUCCGGUGCCCGCCGAUGCAAAAGACCUAGAAUCUAUCCACACUUUCAUGAAAUCUUUGGAGUUCAGGAGUCCUGAAAAGCUCAUGAAUGAGGCAAAGAGAAUUGUCGAUGGUGGAGCAGAGCUUCUGGAAUCUUAUCUUGCUACGUUUACUGAGAAUGUGGGCAAAUCUGAUGCCAUUACUGCAAAAGAUAAGGACAGGCCUCAAGAACGACGACCUGGUCUUGGUCGAGCUCGUAAGAGGGCUCCAUUCUCUCUGAGGACCAGCUUAAGUCAUCCUUCUGUGAGCUUGGAACCAACUGUGGAUCUUGAUAAGCUUCAAGAUCCGGAUGAAUUUUUCAAUGCAUAUGAAAGGAUGGAAAAUGCCAAGAAAGAAAUUGAAAAACGGCUGGGAGGCAAUGUGGACAAUGUAAAAAAUUACAAACCAUCAAAUAGUGGACGUCGUCGUCGAGAAGGAAUUCUUGGGAAGUCAUAUAACUACAAGCACCGAUACUCGUCAGAGCCUUCUGAAAAUGAUAUAUUAAUGUCAUCUCCAGAAAUGGUGGGUCGGGAUGUUGCUGCUUCUCCCCAAGAUGAUUUGCAAGAAAAGUUGAUUCAUCCAAAACCUAUUCCCGAUUUUGACAUAGAGGAAGUUGAACUAGCUGCAUCUAUGAAGAAGGCAGAGAAUGAAGUCAAUAGUAUCUUGGAAGAACUUUUGUCAUGUAAUAAUGAGAAUCUAGAAGGGGACGGGGCUCUGAAUUUAUUGCAGGAUCGCUUGAAGAUCAGGCCUCUUGAUCUGGAGAACCUAUGCACAACUGAGCUGCCUAGUGCUAGAAGAACUAAUACAUUUACUGUGGCAGAGCGUUAUCUUGGAAAUACUAGUACACCCACUGCGACAGAAAGUUCGCAAAAGCAGCAGAAGAGUACGCCAGUUAUUAGCAACUUGAAUAUAUUGAGCCAGAAAUCUAUGAGUCAUGAUCAAGUUGCUAAUCCACUAAAUCUUGCUUCACCGACUCCUCCAAGAAGUCCAUUUGCUUCAAUAUCUUCACUGCAAAAGAGAAUUUUGCAACCCUAUCCCCUGAGGGAUCCAUUUUCCCCUGCUAAUCUUGAUGUUUCCGAUUGCCGAAAUGUUUCUCUUCUUCAACCCAAGAAUAAGCCACUUGAUAAUGCUAAACCAACAAAAGAUUUGGGCUCGUCCAAUGAAUUGGAAUCAUAUGUUGAGGCCGAGAAUAGAGAACCUGAUUUGGAGUCAUAUGUUGAGGCUCAGAGUAGAGAACCUGAAUUGGAGUCCUAUGUUGAGGCUGAGACUAGAGAACCUGAAUUGGAGUCCUAUGUUGAGGCUGAGACUAGAGAACCUGAAUUGGAGUCAAAUGUUGAGGCUGAGAAUAGAGAACCAGUAGUUUCCUAUCCUCUGAGAGAUUCAUUUUCCCCUGUUAAUCUUGAUCUUUCUGAAUGCCGAAAUGAUUUUCCUGUCCAACCCAAGAAUACGUCACUUGGUCAGGCUAAACCAACAAAUGAUUUGGGCUCGUCCAAUGAAUUGGAGUCAUAUGUUGAGGCUGAGAAUAGAGAACCAUUAGUUUCUAAAAAGAAUGCACAUAAUGAUGUAGGGAAAGAAAAUACUCCUCCUGAGCAGGUUAUGGAUGGGAGUGCUGGCAUAAAAACCAAAAAUGUUGAGUGUAGGCUUAAUGAGUUGGAAUCUGACGAGGUUGAGGAAGCUAUGAAUAUUGAUCAGGGCAACUCAGUUCCUUCUGCACCUGAAAAUGUCGGAAGAGAUCAUAUGUCAAGCAGAAAGCAAACCAACAGGGAACAACAGCCAGAGGUUCGCAAAUCAAAGCCACCAAAAGGGGGAAAGGUAGCAGGGGAAAAACGCAUCCGAAAUGCACAUCCCAUGAGGAAAAGCCUUGCAGAAGCUGGAACAUGCUUUGAAUCUGGGGUAAGAAGGAGCAAAAGAAUUAGGAUGAGACCUCUGGAAUACUGGAAAGGCGAGAGGUUCUUAUAUGGACGAGUAAAUGACAGCUUGAAGCUGAUAGGAGUGAAGUACAUCUCUCCUGAAAAAGACAACGGAAAGCUGAAAGUGAAGCCAUAUAUUCCUUCGGAUUCUUCUGAAUUCAAGGAGCUUCUCGAGCUGGCUGCUCGCCAUUGAACUUGCUCACAGUUAUAUCUGAGACCUACUUCCCAGGUAGAAGAUGCAUGCAUAGAUAUACUAAUCUUCAACUUUUCUGUGUUGAAAUGUUACUUGAGAGAGAAGAGAAGAUAACGUUUCCGAGGGAAAUAGGGAAUGGAUGCAUAACAAAUCUUUGUCCAUCAAGCAACGCUGUCCAUUUUCAAGGUAAAAAUCGAAACAUUGAUCCCUCUACCUAAAAAUACGUAUAUGUAUGAUUAUGAAUGUCGAGUACCGCAUGCCUAACUUGUUUGAAACAUGUUCUGCACUUUGUCAAAUCAACUUAUUUGAUGGCAUAAAUCUCACUGUCUCGUCAUCCCUUCUGUCAUUUCAUGACUGCGGCUGUGGAUGGUCCAGUAUCUGUGUUUUGUGUUUGUAUGUUUUCUGGUCAAAGUGUGAAUUUGAUUUGUUGCCUGAAUGGAUUCUGGUUUGGUUUGUCCUAUUUAGACAUGAAGAUUAGAUUAUACUACCUCC
Andrographis paniculata is the source of this 3149-nucleotide messenger RNA. RefSeq names its product centromere protein C. Gene Ontology annotation, biological process: spindle attachment to meiosis I kinetochore; attachment of mitotic spindle microtubules to kinetochore; kinetochore assembly. Gene Ontology annotation, molecular function: centromeric DNA binding. The record is from RefSeq and is a predicted model, not a curated record. Gene Ontology annotation, cellular component: kinetochore. The coding region runs from base 453 to 2657 and encodes 734 amino acids. NCBI's taxonomy places the organism in Eukaryota, Viridiplantae, Streptophyta, Magnoliopsida, Lamiales, Acanthaceae. The transcript is spliced from 10 exons.